Molecule: messenger RNA, 2424 nt
Organism: Aspergillus tubingensis
Lineage: Eukaryota; Fungi; Ascomycota; Eurotiomycetes; Eurotiales; Aspergillaceae
Product: putative calcium/calmodulin dependent protein kinase
Exons: 6
Coding region: 1-2424 (807 amino acids)
Biological process (GO): protein phosphorylation; intracellular signal transduction
Cellular component (GO): cytoplasm
Molecular function (GO): protein serine/threonine kinase activity; ATP binding
Source: RefSeq, a predicted model, not a curated record
AUGGCCUCAGGGGACGCCGAGCUCCCCCAGCAGGAUGCCAGCCCGAUCACCACCGAGCGGCCACCUCUGCCGCCUUUUCGCUGUGUUUCCACCCCUUCAUACGAAAGUCCCCAGAGACAUCAUCGCCGGAACCCAAUAGUCAGGCGUCCAGUCAAGGAAACGCUAAAUGCUCGAUCCGAGUAUUAUACCAGCCAGGAUGAUGGCACUGCUGAGCACCGGAUCAAUCAAUAUGUGAUCAAACAAGAGAUCGGCAGAGGAUCAUUCGGAGCAGUGCAUCUUGCCACUGACCAGUUUGGAAACGAAUAUGCUGUAAAGGAAUUCUCCAAGGCCCGUCUACGGAAACGUGCGCAGUCGCAUCUUCUGCGCAGGCCCCGAGGCCCCAAGCGUCCCUCAGAUGGGUUUAACUCCCCACUGCAUCGCCGCCCGCCGGGUGGGGAUGAGCACAAGGAAAACGCUCUCUACUUGAUCAAGGAAGAAAUUGCCAUCAUGAAGAAGCUGAAUCACAACAACCUUGUGUCUCUAAUAGAAGUCCUCGAUGAUCCUACGGAGGACUCGCUAUACAUGGUCAUGGAGAUGUGUAAGAAAGGAGUGAUCAUGAAGGUCGGCCUCGAGGAACGAGCAGAUCCUUAUGAUGAUGACCAAUGUCGCUGUUGGUUCCGCGAUCUGAUUUUAGGAAUCGAAUACCUACAUGCGCAGGGUAUUGUACAUCGCGAUAUCAAACCGGACAAUUGUCUAUUGACGAGUGACGACGUCUUGAAAGUCGUCGACUUUGGAGUGUCGGAAAUGUUCGAGAAGGAUUCAAACAUGUUCACCGCAAAGUCAGCAGGUUCUCCUGCCUUUCUUCCGCCGGAACUGUGCGUCGUGAGACACGGUGAUGUCUCAGGAAAGGCCACGGACAUAUGGUCUAUGGGGGUCACACUGUACUGCCUUCGAUAUGGCAGGCUCCCAUUUGAGAAGGCAAGCAUCUUUGAGCUUUACGAAGCCAUCAAGAACGACCCUGUUGUAUGCGAGGGAGAGACCGACGAGAACUUCAAGGAUCUGAUGUUCCGAAUCCUGGAGAAAGACCCGGCCAAGCGGAUCACAAUGGAGGAGUUGCGGGAACACCCUUGGGUGACGAAGAAUGGACUUGAUCCUCUUCUACCAGAGAGCGAGAACACCGCUGAGAUUGUUGGUCUGCCCACAGAAGAAGAGAUGAACUCCGCCAUUACGAAAACUAUUGGUCACGUUAUGGCCGUGAUCAAAGCGGUUACGCACUUCAAAAGACUGAUCGACCCGGCAAAGGCAGACCCGCCCAUGCAGAGUAUCCUUGGUCAAGAAUACGAAACGCACUUUGUUGAGCCUCCAAUGGAGAUGGAGCCAGAGGAGAGCUUCACAGCCAGCGGCAAUAUGCCCAUACUCAACAAGAGCCAGAGUCUGAACAUGUAUAAUAGGCGUCCUUGGGAACGUGAUAACGUGUUGCAAGGCUUCCAUCAGCGUCGCGACGAUCUAAUUUCCAACCAGUUUACCGACAGCAGCGAGUCUCUCAGCCAUCACAGUAAACCUGGACCUGCACCAGGCAACAACGGCAGAAAUGCUUCCAGAAUGGAGCCUGAACGGAAAGAUUCUGGGUCUAUUCGCAGUCACAAUAUCGCCGGAGGGUCGAUUGACGAUUUCCAAUCCAACUCCAACCCUCAGUCCCCGUCUCCUUUCGUCCCACUAUCCCGGGCUAGCUCGGUCACCACAAAGCGCAGCGUUGAAGGAACCCGUGGCCAUGCACGCGAUCCUCUGGAGGAGGAAUUCCCAUUCCUAUACAUCGGACCAUCAACGUACACCGGCUCGUCCAACGAACCCAACAUGGAUACUGACACCGAUCCCAUCUUCGAAGAACCUGACACCAUGAUAUCUGCCGAACCCGACGAGAUGGACGUCGACGUUUCCCAUCCAAUUGUAAGCGAGUCUCCCGGUGCCGCGGAUUUCGACAUCUACGAGACCGCCUAUCGACAAGAAAUUGAACGCAUCCGGACCCGCACCCUCCCUCGGCAAGGCACCAUUCCCAAGAUGUACCUCACCCGCCGCGUGGAAGGACGAGACGAUGUGAAGAAACUCGUGGGACAACAUAGCCCCGAUUCACCUAUAGCAUCAGGCCGAAAGAACACAGGCCUAAGCCUGAGCUCUGCAGUUAGCGCCAUCAGACUUCAAUUGGAGCAACAACAGCGACAACAAGAACAAAAAGCACAGCAGGCUGCAGAGAAUCAAAAACCGGCCCCACUUCGCCCAUCUGCGCCAUCUGCCUCCGGUGGCAUCCCGGAGCCAGUCGCAUCGUUGUCUGCGGCGGCUGGUACCACCACGACUAGUGCCCCUGAGACAUCUAAUCCAUCAGAUAUCUCCUCGACAACCAGGUUAAGGUCCUUGCUUGAUCGGGUUAGGAGUAGUCAGGACCCGUGA